Polistes dominula (European paper wasp) is the source of this 1267-nucleotide messenger RNA. Its product is annotated as dnaJ homolog subfamily C member 5. Gene Ontology annotation, cellular component: type Is terminal bouton. Gene Ontology annotation, biological process: regulation of neuromuscular synaptic transmission. NCBI's taxonomy places the organism in Eukaryota, Metazoa, Arthropoda, Insecta, Hymenoptera, Vespidae. The record is from RefSeq and is a predicted model, not a curated record.
UUUGGUACUAAAAUAUUGAAUUGCUUUCGAUGCCUGCCCAAAACCAUAGCACGGAUAAGUGCGCGUAUUUUCCUUGUAAAGAAGAAACCGUUGAAAAAAUGUGUGCGUAGUGAAAGAUCCAUCGUUUGAUUUAAUCGUAUGUGUCCGGUUAUCCGUGCGAAUUUAUUUCAAUCAAUUUUGACGUAUUUUCUAAACAAAAUUAACAAAACACCAUGGAUAAGAGAAAAAUGUCCACUGCGGGGGAUUCCCUCUAUCAAAUAUUGGAUAUACCAAAGACAGCGACACCUGAAGAAAUAAAGAAAACUUAUAGAAAACUAGCGCUUAAAUAUCAUCCUGAUAAAAAUCCAAAUAAUCCUGAAGCGGCAGAAAAGUUUAAAGAAAUAAAUAGAGCGCACACCAUAUUAACGGAUUUAACAAAGCGAAAUAUAUACGAUAACUAUGGAUCACUUGGCUUGUACGUUGCCGAACAGUUUGGAGAAGAAAACGUUAAUGCUUACUUUGUUGUAACUUCUGGAUGGUGCAAAGCACUACUCCUAUUUUGUGGAAUAAUCACUGCUUGUUAUUGUUGUGCCUGUUGUUGUUGCUGCUGCAACUGCUGUUGUGGGAAAUGCAAACAAACUCCUCCCGAAGACAGUGGUAUAUACCAUAAUUUACAGCGGGACCAGAAUCCGGACGUCAAUGUUGUGACAAGUCAACCCUUAAGGUUCGCAAAGGAAGAAGAAAGCGAUGAAGAACCAGUGACUGUACAACCUCAGGGUGCUGCAUCGCAAGGUGCCACCUCUAAUCCUCAACAGGUGUUUGCAAUGCCACCACCUCCAUCCUCAGCACCUGCGAAUGAGAGUACGAACCUGAACAGCGGUGGGGAUCGUGUGAUUUAUACUACUGCUGCUUCAACGAAUCCUUUCAUAGCAUCGACAACUGGAGUAAGCAGUGGUACAGGACCAACUAAAUGGUAGUCGUCUAUUGAUUAAGAAAACAAUGAAAACUACUAACAAAUAGAUCUAUUGCGAUAAAUGCUACGGUGAUGAUGAUGAUGAUGAUGAUGAUGAUUAUAACGACAGCAAUGAAUAAUCUCUUUCUUAACAACUAAAAUCACAGACUUUUGCGUACUUAAUCAAUUCGAGUCCGUGAUAAAAUUAUGUGCUUCUUCUUCUAAUUACUAUUACAAUACACGAUACACAAAUACUCUUUUCGCUUUUCUUUCUCUAGAUUCUAAACGCUCGUGCUUUUUUCAAAAGAAUUUAUAAACACAAUAUAAAAAUAAAAU